AUGCGUCGCGCGCUCAACCUCCGUCUCGCCUGCCAGGGCAUGGCGAUGAAGGUGUCGGCCAACCUCGUGGUCCAAAACAUCGCCCAUCGCAAAUCGCCAGAAACGUCUCCGUUCGACUGGCAGCAGGUGCUCGAGUUCGCCAUCUACGGCUUCAUCGGCUCGCAGGUCGGCAACGUCAUCCAGUACCUCCUGGAGGACUGGUUCCCCACCGGAUCUUCCCAGGGCGACCAAGUCUUGCCCGCCACCAUCGUCGCCGACCGGCCCGCGACGACCGACGUGGUGGGCGAGAAGAAGACGGACGAGUCCACGUCCUCGUCCCUCGUCGGCAAGGGGAGGACUUGCUUGCGGUUGAGCCCCGAUCUCAUCUGGCGCAACGUCAUCGCCAAGCUCGUCCUCGAUCAGACAUUUGGUCUCCUCGCCAGCGGCUGCGUCUUUCUCAUCUGCACCAACAUUGCGCGCGCUGGCUGGCACAUCUGGCCCCUGGUCGCCAUGUGCAACUACCUCUGGGUCCCGGUGCGCUCCCGCGUCCUCGUUGCCGUCUUUGUCGGCUUCGGCUGGAGCAUCUUCCUCAGCAUCUUUGCCCGAAAAUAA
Parascedosporium putredinis is the source of this 591-nucleotide messenger RNA. NCBI's taxonomy places the organism in Eukaryota, Fungi, Ascomycota, Sordariomycetes, Microascales, Microascaceae. The record is from the annotation of a GenBank genome assembly.